This is a messenger RNA of Candidula unifasciata, 834 nucleotides long. The record is from the annotation of a GenBank genome assembly. NCBI's taxonomy places the organism in Eukaryota, Metazoa, Mollusca, Gastropoda, Stylommatophora, Geomitridae.
AUGUCUGGAUUGCCAAGAGAGAUCCUCAAGUGGUUGCAAAGUCUAGAUCUCACUUGGAAAAUAAAGAAUCCCAAAUGGGACCUUUCUAAUGGGUUUCUGAUUGCUGAGAUCUUUUCUUGGUACUUCCCACAAGAUAUACGAAUGUUCUCGUUUUACAACAGAGAUUCUCUUGAAAUGAAAAAGAAGAACUGGUACAUACUAAAAAAUUUUAUUCUUAAAAACCAAAUUGCCGUAAACAUGGAAGACGUGGAUGGCACCAUUUAUUGCAAGGAAGGAGCUGCAGCCAGACUGAUGGAGAGCUUAUAUGAGUAUCUUACAAAGAAAAGUCUGAAGAAGUUAACACCAGACACAGACAAGGAUUACACAGACUACGCCUACCAGGUGCAGCUGCCCAUGUACCAAAGGUCAACACUAUCAAAGGCACUCAAGAACAACCUGAGACUUCCAGAAAUUAUUGCUGAUCAAAAUAUGCCCACGUAUUCACAUAUGCCAAACUGGUAUUCUGAUAGGACAAUACUCAAGUCACAGAAGAUUGUUAAUGACCAUUUGGCACAUCGCCGCAGUGAAAGAAGAGCUGAUCCUAAACGAUUUGGUAUCAAACCCACUCUUGGUGAUCGAUGUGUCAGACGCCAUCCUUCUGGAUCCUACACCAUCUUGUCUACAAAGACCAGCUUCUUAAAAGCUGCAACAGAUAAUUUUUCAGAGCUACGUUCUGCUGAGGACACAUUCGUUAAUCAACCAUUGAGCAGAGAACCAAGUGCAUAUUUCAAGGAAAUUAAGGUCAAGCAGAUGAACAAGUCCAAAUUGUGUCAGCCAUCAGUAACAAGCCAUUAA